UUCUAAAUCUCUCUUUUAGAUUGCUAUGUUCCCAUCAUGGCAUGGCAUUCCUUGAAGUAGAAGCUCAAAACCCUUUUGCUGUAGAGUGCCAAAAGCAUCUGUUCUAUUCAUUUUCAACCUUUGUGGUCACUCCAAAAUGUGUAGGUGGAGCACCAAUUCAAAGCAUUUGUGGGUGCCCAUUGUGCUUUUCAGCUUGUUCCUCUGGAUGACGCAGUUGCAGUGCCAACAAAUGAAUGACUAUGACCAAAUUGAUAGCCCUGCCGUUCUUCCCCUCGUCACUCAGCUUGUGUACAGUCAAAUCUCCAAUUUGACAUCAAUCAUCAGCCAGGAAAUUAGCAGGGAGUCCACUUUCUGUGUCAAAGAUCCGGAUGCUGAUUGGAAUCAAGCAUUUAAUUUUUCAACUGAUUUGGACUUCUUGGCAUCUUGCAUUAAGAAGACUAGAGGAGAUAUUGCAAAACGUUUGUGUACAGCGGCAGAAGUGAAGUUUUUCUUGGAUAGUUUAUUGGGGAAAUCUGUAAGUGCCAAUUAUUUAAAGCCUAACAAGAACUGCAAUUUAACCUCGUGGGUCUCUGGUUGUGAGCCAGGAUGGGCCUGUAGUAAUCUCUCAAGCCAGAAGGUUGAUCUUAAAAAUUCCAAGGAGAUACCUGCAAGAACUUCAAACUGUCAACCAUGUUGUGAAGGCUUCUUUUGUCCUCAUGGUAUCACAUGCAUGAUACCAUGCCCUCUAGGUUCAUAUUGCCCUCUUGCUAAACUCAAUAAAACAACUGGCGUAUGUGAACCAUAUCUUUAUCAGCUGCCUCCAAUGCAGCCAAAUCAUACCUGUGGUGGAGCAAAUGUUUGGGCUGACGUUAGUAGCAGUAGUGACAUAUUUUGCUCAGCUGGAUCGUAUUGUCCAACCACCACAAAAAGAAUUUCUUGCAGUAGUGGACAUUACUGCAGGAUGGGUUCCACAUCCGAGAAAAGAUGCUUCAAGUUGAGUUCAUGUAAUUCAAACACAGCAACCCAAAAUAUGCGUGCAUAUGGAAUUAUGCUCAUUGCUGCUUUGAGUACUUUGCUACUCAUUAUUUACAAUUGUUCUGACCAAGUUCUCACUACUAGGGAAAGAAGAGUGGCCAAAUCUAGAGAAGCAGCAGCUAGAAGUGCAAGAAAGACUGCAAAUGCGCGCCAAAGAUGGCAAUUUGCAAAAGAUGCAACAAUGAAGGGUGCAAUGGGGCUGCAAGCUCAACUAUCUCGCACCUUCAAGAAGGAUGCAGCAAAUCUGGAAAAAUUUAAAAUUCUGAAACAAGCAAAUUCUGAAGCAGACGUUGAAUUGUUAUCACAUCCACGACCUAAAACUUCAAGCAUGGUUGCAAGUUCAUCUGUGGCAACAAAUAAAAAGGGAAAAGAACCCAGUGGUCUGAUGCAGAUGAUACACGAAAUUGAAAAUGAUCCUGAUAUUGAUGAUAUUGAAAAUGAUCCUGAUACAGAAAUAGAAACUAGAGGUAAAAGUGUCACAGCAAAUGUGUCAAAGGGAAAACAACCACAUACUCAUAGCCAAAUUUUUAAGUAUGCAUAUUCUCAGCUUGAAAAAGAGAAAGCUCAGCAAAAAGAAAACAAGAAGCUUACCUUCUCGGGGGUAAUUAAAAUGGCUACAAACACUGAAAGAAGGAAAAGGCCUUUAAUUGAAAUUUCUUUCAAGGAUCUGACUCUUACAUUGAAAGCUCAAAACAAGCAUAUAUUGAGAUAUGUUACCGGGAAAAUUAAACCUGGCCGCAUCACAGCUGUCAUGGGUCCAUCAGGGGCCGGCAAGACAACAUUUCUUUCAGCUCUAGCUGGAAAGGCAUUAGGAUGCUCGGUCACUGGUUCAAUUCUUAUAAAUGGAAGGAAUGAAUCAAUCCAUUCCUUUAAGAAAAUUACUGGCUUUGUGCCACAAGAUGAUAUAGUUCAUGGAAACCUAACAGUGGAAGAGAAUCUCUGGUUCAGUGCACAGUGCAGGCUAUCUGUUGACUUGUCAAAACCAGAAAAAGUUCUGGUUGUCGAAAGAGUUAUUGAAUUCUUGGGGCUUCAAUCAGUGCGUAAUUCCUUGGUUGGAACUGUGGAAAAGCGAGGGAUCUCUGGAGGCCAAAGGAAGCGUGUAAACGUUGGAUUGGAAAUGGUUAUGGAACCUUCACUAUUGAUCUUGGAUGAACCCACAUCUGGCUUAGACAGUGCAUCUUCUCAGCUGCUUCUAAGAGCACUAAGACGCGAAGCUCUUGAGGGAGUGAACAUUUGCAUGGUGGUUCACCAACCCAGCUAUGCUUUGUACAAGAUGUUUGAUGACCUGAUACUUCUGGGAAAAGGUGGUCUUACUGUCUAUCACGGAUCUGCAAAGAAAGUUGAAGAAUACUUUUUGGGCCUGGGGAUCAGCAUUCCAGAGCGGAUUAAUCCUCCAGAUUACUUCAUUGACAUUUUGGAGGGCCUGACAACACCUGGUGGAAGCUCAGGACUUAGUUACAAGGACCUGCCAGUUAGAUGGAUGCUUCAUAACGGAUAUCCAAUACCUCUUGACAUGAGGCAGAAUGCGGUUCAAUAUGAUAUGUCACACAGUGUAAAUUCAGCUAAUGAAAUUGAUCCCCAUGGAUCCGGUCAUGCAGACAAAACCUUUGCUGGAGAAUUAUGGCAAGACAUGAGAAACAAUGUGGAACUGAGGGGGGAGAAGAUAAGACACAAUUUUUUUAAAUCCAAGGAUUUAUCUGACCGGAAAACUCCUGGCGUUUUCAAGCAAUAUAAGUAUUUUCUUAUACGUUUAAGUGUAAGUGUUUUGAAAGUGUGCCAUGAACUGGAUUUUGUCAACGCUGGAGAUUCAAUGACUGCAAAUGCGCGCCAAAGAUGGCAAUUUGCAAAAGAUGCAACAAUGAAGGGUGCAAUGGGGCUGCAAGCUCAACUAUCUCGCACCUUCAAGAAGGAUGCAGCAAAUCUGGAAAAAUUUAAAAUUCUGAAACAAGCAAAUUCUGAAGCAGACGUUGAAUUGUUAUCACAUCCACGACCUAAAACUUCAAGCAUGGUUGCAAGUUCAUCUGUGGCAACAAAUAAAAAGGGAAAAGAACCCAGUGGUCUGAUGCAGAUGAUACACGAAAUUGAAAAUGAUCCUGAUAUUGAUGAUAUUGAAAAUGAUCCUGAUACAGAAAUAGAAACUAGAGGUAAAAGUGUCACAGCAAAUGUGUCAAAGGGAAAACAACCACAUACUCAUAGCCAAAUUUUUAAGUAUGCAUAUUCUCAGCUUGAAAAAGAGAAAGCUCAGCAAAAAGAAAACAAGAAGCUUACCUUCUCGGGGGUAAUUAAAAUGGCUACAAACACUGAAAGAAGGAAAAGGCCUUUAAUUGAAAUUUCUUUCAAGGAUCUGACUCUUACAUUGAAAGCUCAAAACAAGCAUAUAUUGAGAUAUGUUACCGGGAAAAUUAAACCUGGCCGCAUCACAGCUGUCAUGGGUCCAUCAGGGGCCGGCAAGACAACAUUUCUUUCAGCUCUAGCUGGAAAGGCAUUAGGAUGCUCGGUCACUGGUUCAAUUCUUAUAAAUGGAAGGAAUGAAUCAAUCCAUUCCUUUAAGAAAAUUACUGGCUUUGUGCCACAAGAUGAUAUAGUUCAUGGAAACCUAACAGUGGAAGAGAAUCUCUGGUUCAGUGCACAGUGCAGGCUAUCUGUUGACUUGUCAAAACCAGAAAAAGUUCUGGUUGUCGAAAGAGUUAUUGAAUUCUUGGGGCUUCAAUCAGUGCGUAAUUCCUUGGUUGGAACUGUGGAAAAGCGAGGGAUCUCUGGAGGCCAAAGGAAGCGUGUAAACGUUGGAUUGGAAAUGGUUAUGGAACCUUCACUAUUGAUCUUGGAUGAACCCACAUCUGGCUUAGACAGUGCAUCUUCUCAGCUGCUUCUAAGAGCACUAAGACGCGAAGCUCUUGAGGGAGUGAACAUUUGCAUGGUGGUUCACCAACCCAGCUAUGCUUUGUACAAGAUGUUUGAUGACCUGAUACUUCUGGGAAAAGGUGGUCUUACUGUCUAUCACGGAUCUGCAAAGAAAGUUGAAGAAUACUUUUUGGGCCUGGGGAUCAACAUUCCAGAGCGGAUUAAUCCUCCAGAUUACUUCAUUGACAUUUUGGAGGGCCUGACAACACCUGGUGGAAGCUCAGGACUUAGUUACAAGGACCUGCCAGUUAGAUGGAUGCUUCAUAACGGAUAUCCAAUACCUCUUGACAUGAGGCAGAAUGCGGUUCAAUAUGAUAUGUCACACAGUGUAAAUUCAGCUAAUGAAAUUGAUCCCCAUGGAUCCGGUCAUGCAGACAAAACCUUUGCUGGAGAAUUAUGGCAAGACAUGAGAAACAAUGUGGAACUGAGGGGGGAGAAGAUAAGACACAAUUUUUUUAAAUCCAAGGAUUUAUCUGACCGGAAAACUCCUGGCGUUUUCAAGCAAUAUAAGUAUUUUCUUAUACGGGUUGGGAAGCAGCGUUUACGAGAAGCUAGGAUGCAAGCCAUAGAUUAUCUUAUUUUGUUACUUGCUGGAGCCUGCUUAGGAUCACUUACAAAAGGCAGUGAGCAAACGUUUGGUGCAGCUGGUUACACCUAUACGGUGAUUGCUGUAUCUCUUCUGUGCAAAAUAGCGGCCUUGAGAUCAUUUUCCUCGGAAAAAUUACACCACUGGAGGGAGAGUGAUUCUGGCAUGAGCAGUUUGGCUUAUUUUCUCUCUAAAGACACCCUAGAUCAUUUUAACACAGUGAUUAAACCUGUGGUGUACCUUUCUAUGUUCUAUUUCUUCACCAAUCCGAGAUCAACUUUUGCAGAUAAUUAUAUUGUGCUGCUUUGUCUUGUGUACUGUGUUACUGGUAUAGCAUAUGCACUGUCAAUAUUUUUUGAACCUGGUGCUGCCCAGUUAUGGUCAGUACUUCUUCCCGUUGUUUUGACUCUCGUUGCAACACAACGAAAAGAUAGUAAAAUUUUGAAGGAUAUAGCUAAUUUAUGCUACUCUAAGUGGGCUUUACAAGCAUUAGUUGUUUCAAAUGCUGAAAGGUAUCAGGGGGUGUGGCUCAUAACUCGUUGUGGUUCACUUUUGAAAAGUGGCUACAAUCUUCAUGAUUGGAGUUUGUGCAUAUCCAUCCUCAUUCUUAUGGGUGUAAUUGGCCGGGCUAUAGCAUUUUUCUGCAUGGUAACCUUCCGAAAGAAGUAAGGUCAACCAAACUUCAGGCCAUCGAAUUUUACCUCUGACAAAUCUGAGUUGUACAAAUUGGAGUUAACAGAGAUUACGUUAGGAUUCUCAUGAUUUCAAUAAUGUCCGGUAAUUUUUUUAGGCAUGAUAUUGGUUUUUGGCCUAACUAUGCAUGUUAGAUGUGAUCAAUUAGUCAUGUCAUAGUUGCACGU
Molecule: messenger RNA, 5361 nt
Organism: Vigna umbellata (rice bean)
Lineage: Eukaryota; Viridiplantae; Streptophyta; Magnoliopsida; Fabales; Fabaceae
Source: RefSeq, a predicted model, not a curated record